UAGUUGAUAAGACAAAAAGUGGUGGAAAAUAAAGUCUAAAAGCUAAAAAGAAGCCUAAACCUAUAUUGUCUCCUUACUUUUCCAUUUUGUCAAAAGUAAUUUUGUCUUCUUGUAAUAAUUAGGGUUACUUUUUAUCAACAAUUUAUCAACAAUUAACUAUAGUCAUGUAACUAGGGUUAAAAUUAUGUAACCAGGGUUGAUAAAAGUUUGUAAUAUUUGCCAAUAAAAUAUGCAUACACUAAAUGUUAGUUUGUUUUCCCAAAAUUAAACUUGUAUCUGUUUCUUAAUAAGGCUUUACCUUCAUUGAUUGACAUGCUUUUAGGCUCUGGAUAAGGUCAGCUUGGAGAUGAAGUUCGAAAGAAAGAAGGAAAGCUAGACUCUACAGAUGGGUGCAGUUAGCGAAAAUGGUGAGAAUUGGAGCAUGGGUCAGAGGCAAUUGGUGUGCCUUGGUAGGGUCCUACUUAAGAGAAGUAAGGUGUUGGUGCUUGAUGAAGCUACUGCAUCAGUUGAUACUGCCACAGAUAAUUUGAUUCAGCAAACUCUUCGGCAAUACUUCUCUGAGUGUACAGUCAUUACCAUUGCACAUAGAAUAACUUCUGUUCUUGACAGCGAUGUGGUUCUGCUUCUCAAUCAAGGACUUAUUGAAGAGUAUAACUCACCAGCAAAAUUACUAGAGGACAAGUCAUCUUCCUUUGCUCAGCUUGUUGCAGAAUAUACCAUAAGAUCCAAGUCCAGUAGUUUCUAGCUAGAUGAUGACGAGAAUUUGGGGAAAUGAGCCAAAUUAUAAUACAAUAAUAAAUUGGUCAGAACAUAAGUCCAGUAGUUUCUAUAUUUGUAUUGUUGUUUAUAAUUAGGUUGCUUUUAGAACUAUGUAAGCAUGGAAAGUUAACGCUUAUACUUACUAAUGAAAGAAACAAAGGAAAUUGUUAUUGGGAGUACUUAAUAAUCAUAAGUUGUUGAAGUCUUAUGUCGUCCCCCCGUUUUAGUUAUUAUGGGGAAUAAAAAUUUGUCUAUGCAUUCGUAAUAAUUAUCACUUAAUUUAUCAUUA
This is a messenger RNA of Prosopis cineraria, 1048 nucleotides long. Its product is annotated as ABC transporter C family member 3-like. The record is from RefSeq and is a predicted model, not a curated record. Gene Ontology annotation, cellular component: vacuolar membrane; plant-type vacuole. Gene Ontology annotation, biological process: transmembrane transport. The coding region runs from base 386 to 745 and encodes 119 amino acids. The transcript is spliced from 3 exons. NCBI's taxonomy places the organism in Eukaryota, Viridiplantae, Streptophyta, Magnoliopsida, Fabales, Fabaceae. Gene Ontology annotation, molecular function: ATP binding; ATP hydrolysis activity; ATPase-coupled transmembrane transporter activity.